Molecule: messenger RNA, 3063 nt
Organism: Lolium perenne
Lineage: Eukaryota; Viridiplantae; Streptophyta; Magnoliopsida; Poales; Poaceae
Molecular function (GO): ADP binding
Source: RefSeq, a predicted model, not a curated record
CACACAGCCAACCAGGCAACUAUAGCUAUCAUCCACGCUUCCACAGUUGCUCUCCUUCACCUCGCAUAAACAUCCUACUUCUUGUGGGACAAUUAACGAAGCAAUCGAUACCAACAUGGUUCUUGUGCAAUCUCGACAUCAUCGAUCGCCGCACAAGAUGUAGGCGUUUUCUCUGCCGGGCGAUCGAGGUGCUAGCAAAAUAAUCGAGAUCCAUCUGGAGCUUCUUGUGUUUGCCGGGACUUCAUCGAGAAAUUCACCAUGCCUAGACAGUUCAUUGUUGCGGAGGAUGUUGGAGAGGUGUUACGAAAGAUACUCCAUUAUCUAGAGGAUACGAGCAGUAGUGCACCCAACACCAUCUACUAUGAUGGAUGGGGUGGACUGGGUGCCUCUACGGUGCUUAGAGCUAUAGCCCAAGACCCUCCGUUAUCACUGAUGAAGAAAUUCAGCAAGAUCAUCCAUGUUGAUUGCUCCAAGUGGAAAAGUCGAAGAGCACUCCAGAGAACAAUCGCACAAGAACUCGAGCUUCUUCAAGGGGUAAUGGCUAUUUUUGAUAGACAGGAUGAAGAAGAUGAUUUUAGUGGGAUCGAUGAAGGCUCCAGAGCUGAGAUAGGAUACGUUGGAAGAAGGAUCCUUCGAGUCCUAAUGGAGCACAGAUGUUUAGUGGUCCUUCAUAAUGGAAGCAAUGAUAUGGUUGACUUCAGUGGUUUUGGCAUUCCCCAACCUGAACUAUUCGGCACCAUAGUUCUGUGGACCUUCAGGGGGAGGCUUCGGCUCAACCAAGGAAUUAACAAAAAGGUGGAUAAUUCACAUCUUUACCUUCAUAACUAUGUUCACAAUUAUACCAAGUGGAACCUUUUGCUACACAAAGAGGUUAGUGAAAUUGCUCAAUACACAUGUAAGCUUGGGGCAACCCCAGAAAUAGCUGAAGAGUGUUGCUUGUAUCUGCUGUCAUUAAAUAACAAUGGCGGCGACAUUAUGGACUACAACUGGGUUACACAUGCUUCCAACUAUUGGGUCUGUGAUGGGAUCAUACAAGCAGGAGGUCAGUUUGACCAAGCAUGGGAGGUUGCUGCUGCUCUACAUCAAGAGAUACAUCUAGAAGAUUAUUCAUCAAAUAUACUGUCUGAUUUUGGUCAUAGGUUGCGGACUCCUCAAGAACGAUGGAUAUUUGCCACCAAAUCUACUGUGGAAGACAGUGUGACUUUACCUCGAGAGUCAACAUCAUUCUUCUUUGUAGAUAAAAGUGGAUCUGGUCCUCCAAGAGCAUCAUUACCCAAUGGCAUGUUUCAUCAAUCUGACAUGCUUCGUGUGCUAAGAUUAUGUCGCUGCACCUUCAAUUUCUCUUCACCACCUUUCCAUUGUUGCCGCAACCUAAGGUUCCUUGGAUUAGAUCUAUGCAAGGAUCAACCACAAUCAGACGAUGAGAAGAAAGAGAUAUCAGAAAUGGAUUAUGUUCAAAGCCUAUGGGUGGUGGACAUAUGCAACACAGACUGGGAAUUGACUCAAUCACCGGAGAUAAUAGAGCAGAUGUCCGCAAAAAUUAGGGAGGUACAUACAAAGAAGGGACUGUUUUGGCACCGCAAUUUUGCUUGGGGGAAAUUGAAGAACCUUCUCAAGCUUCGAGUAAUAGAGCCUACAUGCCCGUGGGAGACAAGAGAAAUGGAUGGAUUCACUGAUAUGGUGAAGUUGGAGCUCCUCGACCUGUCCAAGAAUACAUCAAUACAUGUUUUGCCAAGUCUGUUAGGGGCAGCAAGCCUCAAGACUUUGGUUCUAGAUGGUUGUGUUGGGUUGGAGCAUGUUGAAGGUCUCCCUCCAUCACUUGAAUCAUUCAGCUUAGCAGUAGGAGAAGCAGAGAAGAUGACCCACAUCUCCAUGGCUGGAUGUGCAAGAAUGGUUGACUUCACGCUAUGUGGAUCAUUUCCAAGACUUGCGGAGCUGGACCUCUCAGGCACAAAAGUCAAAACACUUGACCUCAAAGAUCAGGUAGUGCACGUCCCACAUCUCCAGCGAGUCAUGCUGUUGGGAUGUGAACAACUCUGUGCUAUACUUUGGCCAGAAAAGGGGAUGCCCCAUCUAAGUGUGUUAUGCAUUGAUAAGCGCGGAGGAGGAGGAGGAGCAGAGGUCAGAAGAAUACUACCAGAUUCUAAGAAGUUAACAUAUUUUCAAUCGUAUGUUGCUAUAACGGACAUGAGAUUCAUUCAGUCAUUGGUGCUACGAAGUUGCAAUCGGUUUUCUUGGAAUACCAAUAGAUUGAAUCUACACCUCUGCAUAUCUGGUAGUAGCACGAAUGGUGGACAGAGUUACAACAAGGAGAAGAUGGGCCCUUCUAGCAUCGGGAAAAUAAUUGGGCCACCCCUACCAAAUUCAUCAAUCCUCAAUCCUUCUUACCACACCUACACUGAUGUCACUACUGACAGCAUAACUAUUGAUCCUGACUACCACAGUGCACCAAAGUUUCAGCCAUUGGGCCGCUGUCAUGUGGAGAUUGGUGAGGAAAUUAUCAACACUAAUGUGAAGAGUGUACAAGGAAUCAAACCUAUCAUAUUUGUGAUGAAUGAGGCUGAGUCGUUGCAUGUGCAUGACAAUUCUUCAAUCACCACUAUUAUCUCUCAACACAUGAUCUCCAUUGGAGUGGAGAGAGAAAUUUUCUGGCGACAUCUGACAUGUUGCCUUGUGGAGAGAUGCCCAAAGCUGCACACAGUCUUCAUUACUAACUACAAUAUCGCCUGCUUUCAUGAACUAGAGACAUUUUGGGCGGCUGAUCUCCGGAUGGCCCACUGCAUUUGGAGCAAAGGAAGGAUGGACGAUGGAGAGGACACUGAUACCUUUGCAAAACUUCGGAGCAUACACCUCUACUACUGCCCAAGGCUCACAUUUAUCCUCCCACUGUCAUGGUUCUACACCUUGAGCAGCUUGGAGACACUCCACAUCAUCAACUGUGGUGAUCUCAGGCAGGUAUUCCCCGUGGAGGUAGAGUUUCUGAGAAGAAUAGCUACCAACCACCAAGAUGGCGUUCUAGAAUGUGGUUGUAAACCUGAAACACUCGACAGUUUCGUCAGUUAA